This is a messenger RNA of Cajanus cajan (pigeon pea), 1755 nucleotides long. RefSeq names its product protein LIGHT-DEPENDENT SHORT HYPOCOTYLS 4. Gene Ontology annotation, cellular component: nucleus. NCBI's taxonomy places the organism in Eukaryota, Viridiplantae, Streptophyta, Magnoliopsida, Fabales, Fabaceae. Gene Ontology annotation, biological process: response to light stimulus; mRNA transcription. The record is from RefSeq and is a predicted model, not a curated record.
CUACCUCCCCCCACUCCUCUCCUUAAUUUGUUUUCCACUAGAUUGAGUAUAGCCCUAGUUAACAACCCCAAGAAUUUCAACCUACACCAUCUUCUCACUUAGAUGGAUCCAUCCCAUGUUAUAUUACCAAACUCCUACCUAGCUCUUUUCCUUUGACCAUAGGGGAAGAACUCUGAACCCAAUCAUUUUUCAAACUCACCGUCUUCAAUCUGUCUUCUCUAAGCCAGCUAGCUCGCUAGACAAUACCAACCAAACCCACCUGAACAACAGUGCCCCAAAGACCACAUAAUCACACAUAUAUCCCAAUUAUUAACCACAGUACUACCUUUAUAUAUAAACCCUAAUUUUCUUUUUAUCUUUAAAAAUCAAACUCAUUAUCAGAUAGUACACAACUAUUCCAAUCAUUCACGCACGUUGUUGAAUCAACUGAAUUAUUCAUACCACACUCACUCAACCCUAAAAUUUAUAAACACUCAAUUCACACGAAUUCUCUUUCAUCUUAUUUCCAUCUCAUUUUUUAAUCUUUGUCUCUCUUCACUUGUCAUCACAUCUAACCUUUUUUUAUCUAUAUCUUUUUCUCUUUUUUUCCGCGUAAUCCAAUAUCAGGAGUCUAUAUAUACACAUGUCUCUCACCAAACAUAAAACACAUCUUCUGCACUAAACACACACUCAUCCAUCCCAACUCCCAAGUCAUCCCCAAACCCUAAACCAAACCAGAAGAAAAAGAGAAAGUGCAAGAGUGCAACAUCCUCGUAACAUCACACGUGCUAUUCCUCACCCUUAGAAAGACCAUACUAUAUAUAUAACAUGUCCGCCGCCAUGGCCGCCGCAGCCGCCGCCGCCAUGUCGGGAUACCACAACUCCUCGGAGAGACAAAACCUUGAGGAACCGCAAGCGCCAUUCACAGCUGAAGAACAACGAGCGUGCGUGUCUCCUCCUCUGAGCAGGUACGAGUCGCAGAAGCGGCGCGACUGGAAGACGUUCGGGCAGUACCUCCGAAACCACCGGCCACCGCUGAGCCUCUCGCGGUGCAGCGGCGCUCACGUGCUGGAGUUCCUGCGGUACCUGGACCAGUUCGGAAAAACUAAGGUGCACGCGGACACGUGCGCGUACUUCGGGAACCCGCAGGCUCCGGCGCCGUGCACGUGUCCGCUGAAGCAGGCGUGGGGCAGCCUGGACGCGCUGAUCGGGCGGCUGCGCGCGGCGUUCGAGGAGAACGGCGGCGCGGCGGAGAUGAACCCGUUCGGGACGCGCGCGGUGAGGCUUUACCUGAGGGAGGUGAGGGACGCUCAGGCGAAGGCGAGAGGCAUAGCGUAUGAGAAGAAGAAACGAAGGAAGGGUCAACAGAACCAAGUGCAGCACCAAAGUGAUGCCAUGAUGAUGAUGAUGAAUUAUUCGAGUGUUCCUCACCACUUGUUGUUGUCUGAUUCGAAUGCCACGGCUUCUGCUUCUGAUGGGGUUUCCUACUUCUCAUCCCAGGAUGGCUUUAAUUGAUGAUUUUGUGAUCAUGUGCUCACUAUUAUUAGAAGCUUCUCAGGGUAAUAUCUGAUUAAUACCAGAGUUUUGUUAUAUAUAUGUGUGUGUGUGAUUUGGUGGAAAGUUCAAGGAUUUCCUUCCUACAUUACAGAACUAGCAAAAUAUGUUAGAACAAUGUUAUUGUUGUGAAGUAACACCAACUUUGAUGGUGUCUAAUCAUGUAGUUUAAGUGUGAAUUUGAUUAAUAACAACAGUGUUAUAUAUGCACCAGUUUAUUCA